Molecule: messenger RNA, 450 nt
Organism: Macrosiphum euphorbiae (potato aphid)
Lineage: Eukaryota; Metazoa; Arthropoda; Insecta; Hemiptera; Aphididae
Source: the annotation of a GenBank genome assembly
AUGAUGGUUGGAUUUUCUUCAGACACAACAAAUGCCAUGGCUGGAAAAUUUCAUUCUGUUUUCACAAAUUUGAAAACUGCUAUACCAGGUAUUGCCUGUAUUAAAUGUUCUUGUCAUAUGAUUCAUCUGUCUGCAUCCAAGGCGUGUCUAAAACUACCACGAUCUAUUGAAGAUUUAUUGCGCAACGUAGGCUCUCAUUUGAGUAUUAGUCAUUCUCGCCAAACCAAAUACAAAGCCUUUCAAGAAUUUUUUCAAGUGGAAAUACAUAAAAUAUUGGCACCUUGUACAACUCGCUGGCAGUCACUAAAAGCGUGUGUUGAUAGAGUAUUAAAACAAUUUUCUGCUCUCAAAGAAUAUUUUAGACUGGUUAAUUUUGAAGAUCCCUCCAAAACAUCAGAAUUAAUUUAUAGUACUAUGGAAAACUCAUUUAGGACCGUUCUUACCAAGUGA